Lentinula edodes (shiitake mushroom) is the source of this 855-nucleotide messenger RNA. RefSeq lists its product as uncharacterized. The record is from RefSeq and is a predicted model, not a curated record. The transcript has 8 exons. The coding region runs from base 1 to 855 and encodes 284 amino acids. Lineage: Eukaryota; Fungi; Basidiomycota; Agaricomycetes; Agaricales; Omphalotaceae.
AUGUCCACCGCCUCCUCUACAGACGAUACAGACACCAAUCUGGAACAUGUGGAGUGUUCCUUCAUCGAAGAAUAUACUUUUGCGGAUGAGACCGGUAUUGAUCAUACCCAAUUCCGCGGAACGCCAAACGAGGACCGUCUUGCGAUAUCAGAAGAUUGGAAGAUAUUCGACAGUUAUUCGAUGAAAAUCCACGGAGCCCUCCUUUUCGAAUCCCCAGAGCCAGGAAUAUUUUCGGUUUUACUUGUUGACUUUACGGUAAACAAUGUCUCAGAGUUCCCAAGACGCCAGGUUCAAUGGUUCGACAAGGAGUUGGGACAUGCUGUUACAGCGAUAUGUCCACUCCCAGAAACAUCAACGGGCGUCGAUUCGGCAUUUGCAGUUGCCCUCUUCACUGGCCCUCUGGAUGAUUUUCUGUCCUUUCUUCACCGUUGUCCUCUGGUGGUAGCAUCGGAAUUCCCCAGUGCUAUGAAAGCUUUGAUGCUACUGUCCCCAGACGCGCUUCAGGUUAACCUACAGUUACAAAACCUCCGCUUAAAGAAAAGAGUCCUACUUGUUGGGAAGAGUAUGGCCUUGCCUGUAGCGGAGGUGGGAGGAAAAUGUAUGGAUCCUGUGAAGAUGGUGUUGAACGAUGUCGUGUCUGACCGCGUAUUCAAAUUCAAAGUAGAGGUGGAAUCAGGUGGAAUCCGGCCAAUAGCCAUGCAUUCUGAUGCAUGUUCCCAGCCAAAUCUACGUGCCGUGCACAAGCAAGAAGGAGGGUACCUGGAUACUAUUAGAGCAUCAACCGACAAUCAGGCUUACAGCGUUGAUGAAAAGAACACCUUGCUUGCAAUGGUCAUUGAUAUUGAACAUCCAUAA